UUGAACGGCAACUUCACCGGAGAGCCGCGCGCGCCCCUCCGCCUGUCGCCCACAACAGCCCGCAUCAUCAUCAUCACCCUCCUCAUCCUCAUCCUCAGCAGCAGCAGCGGCGGCGGCAGCAGUGUGAUGAAGAGGACGGAGACCUGAGACACUGGAGCAGCCCGCAGACAGGAUGACCGAGGUGAUGAACUCUCUGGAGCCGGGGACGGAGGACUUCAGCGGGGGAGGAGCGGGGGGAGAUCAGGACGCAAUCUUCCCUGAGACCCAUGAAAGGUAUCCCAAGCUGUCCAAGAGGCUGCCGUCCAUCGUGGUGGAGCCCACCGACGCCACUGAGGUGGAGAGCGGCGAGCUGCGCUGGCCGCCGGACGACCCCGGCUCGCCGGACGCCAAGGGCGAGAGGAAGAUCCCCGGAGAUCAGGCCGCAGGAGGCGCGGAGCCGUCGAGCGUGGGCGAUGAAGAGGCCUCUGGGGUCGACAUGCAGGACUCCAACUGAGCGCCUCCUGAGAAACACACUGUUUCUGUGAGUGUGUGUGCCGAGACCUGGAGGAGUGACGGCGAGUUCAGAGAGGAGAACACGACGCCAGGAGAGAGAGCGAGAGAGCGAGAGAGAGAGAGAGAGAGAGAGAGAGAGAGAGAGAGAGAGGAAGAGUCAGAUUUAAAACAACAGAUUCCCAAACCCCAGCUCUCGGGCUUGGAGCCAGAGUUUUCCAGUGGAUUUUCUUUUCAUUUCACAGGUGAGGAAACUUGUCGUGACUCAUGUUAACUAGUAACAGGAACUGAAGGACCAAAGCUGCAAUUAUUUCCUCACUCUUCUUUUAAAACUAUCAUUU
Salarias fasciatus (jewelled blenny) is the source of this 830-nucleotide messenger RNA. Its product is annotated as protein LBH. The record is from RefSeq and is a predicted model, not a curated record. NCBI's taxonomy places the organism in Eukaryota, Metazoa, Chordata, Actinopteri, Blenniiformes, Blenniidae. The transcript has 4 exons. The coding region runs from base 173 to 493 and encodes 106 amino acids.